This is a messenger RNA of Pomacea canaliculata, 2443 nucleotides long. RefSeq names its product alpha-1B adrenergic receptor-like. The record is from RefSeq and is a predicted model, not a curated record. Lineage: Eukaryota; Metazoa; Mollusca; Gastropoda; Architaenioglossa; Ampullariidae. Gene Ontology annotation, cellular component: membrane. Gene Ontology annotation, molecular function: G protein-coupled receptor activity. Gene Ontology annotation, biological process: G protein-coupled receptor signaling pathway. Bases 517 to 1617 code for a protein of 366 amino acids. The transcript is spliced from 3 exons.
AAUCGCAGACGACGGCACAUUGCUAACUGCCUCCACGUCACAGAUGAGUUUAGGCAGCUGUGAGCAGACAAAGCACAUCAAUGGUGACACCGGUUACCACUGCUCCUACUGCAGCGGUUGAACCCGCGGUGUAACCCUGACUUUUCCUGCUCAGACUAGAAGCACAUCUUGUCGGCCAUCGUUUUCACUGUUCACACGUUUGGUGGUUUUGUUUCUUCCUCAAAAUGCAAUUUUCAAUGGUGUCACCUCUUUCCUUCACUGGAAUCCUCUAAUGAGUCGUCAGACUGCAACGAAUGCAAGGCUUUUUUUUAAAGGUUUUGCGAGUUCUGCCCCAACUGGUAGACAAAAUGAAACAACACAACAACAAAAAACCUCAAUUAUCGCGUAAUGCGGGUUUGAAAUCUUAAAACCGACCGCCGGCACAUGUGGUGGAAAGCUUGAAGGGACCUUAGCGCCCCAUGGAGUAAGACCGAAAGCAAAUAUCAAGACCAUCGUUUCAGUCACGUGUGAGCAGCCAUGGAGCCUGUAUCCCGCGAAGAAUACGAGAACAUUACUACCAGUACCAACUCGAUGUUAGACAACGUGGACUCCCAGGUAGUCGUCACUUUCGUCGUCAUCGCCGUGGGGAUCAUCGUGCUGGCGGUCUUGGGAAACGUCCUGGAGAUCAUCGUCGUCUGCAGGUCCUCGCAAAUGCGCUCCCUGUCCGAUAUGUUCGUCCUGAACUUGGCGUGCUGCCACCUGCUACAGGCUACUUUCUGUAUGCCCGUCUCAUUGUACAACCUCAGCAAAACCUGGGACUGGCAAUCCCUCCAGAUGUUGUGCUUCCUCUGGGUCAUGUCAGUGGCGAUCUCCGUGCAGGUGUCGGCUUUCUCUCUUUGCCUGAUCAUACUGGAUAUCUAUUUUGAUAUCGUCCAUCAGAAGUGGUACAGGAACUGGCUCAACACGCCCAAGGUGGUCCUAGCGUUGUGUACAGUGUGGGGAAUUCCCCUGGCAGUCAACACGUGGCCUUUAACGCCCAGUAAAGGGUCACAACUGUUUGACAUGGAAAACAACCAAUGCUCAAUUCAGGCCUCGCCGUGGCUUGUUUACAGUUCUGCUACUUUUUACUUCCUCCUGCCAGGUGUCUGCGUCACAGUUCUUUACCUCUCUGUCUUCUGCUACUUCCGAAAGAGGCUCCAAGCCUGUAAAGUCACCCGAAUCGACUACGCCGACUUCUGCCGAAUUUUCGACCCGUUUGAGUACAGAACCCUGGUAGUGAUAGGCAUUCAAGUGUUUGCCUUCGUGGUCCUGUGGACGCCCUUCUGGGUCUACAUGUGCCUCUACACUAGCAAGAGCAUCACGCCGAACUACUUCACCCGGAAAAUCGCGAUCUGGAUUUGUUACCUGACAACGCUGGUCAGCCCCAUGCUCCACAUCUUUGGCAACUGGAAGUUCCAGCUCGUGCUGAAGAGGCUCUUUGCAUGGAGAAGAGUCACUCGUAACGGACGGUCCGCAUCCAGACGGUUGUUCACUUUCGCCGGGUCGUUUCGCAAGGUCUACCCCAGAGCUCCACCAUUCACGACUGUCAUGUUGGUAGAUCCUUAUAUAAGACAAAACGACGAGGUCAACCCUGUCUGAAAUUGCGAAAAAGACUGAUGACCCUUUUGUCUUCUUCCACUCUCCAUCCAAUGUAGUGGUAGUAGUAAACACUUCUAAAGAAAAAAAUCUUUCUGCUGCAAAAGACGGUGGGGACAGUUCUUCAGUUUUCUAACUUUAAGUUAUUUCAAGUCAACGAACUUCGCAGUCAGAAAGGGAAAAACAAUCUUUUAAAGCCUUGUGCUUCCUUAUGUCCUGAUCACGCUAUUUACGGUGAAGGGUUGAAUAUCUUCGUCACCUGCCUUGAUAAUCGCCACUAAUCACAACCGAUCGUAAGUGACACUUUAUUAAUUAUGACUUAAUGAUAGAUAACAAAUAUUAAUUGAUACACAAAGUUUUAGAAAAUAUUUUGUAAAUACUCCACAUAACCAACCAGUCUUUGUAUACAGAACAGAGUCUGUGUAUUUGUAAAAGGUUUCGCAGUUGCAGAUACAGAAUGCUGGAGUUCCUUAAAAUAAACUGUGGGGCUUUCCAAAAUUGUCGUGAGAAAAGCAAUUACUGGCUUAAAAGUACAAUAGUAUAUUUUGUGUACAUAAAGUAUACAUAAAGUUAAAACGAGAGUCGGAGAAAAACCCAUUUUAUAAAAUUACAUAUACACAAAAAUUUAUUCCGACACUAUCACAUGAUUUCUAGUGACGACUACAAAAUUUAUAUUCGAAAUCCAUUUCUAAAGUUUAUCACCAAAAACUCUGUGAUCCAUCUGAUCCGUCGGAUUCCCUGACAUUGAUGGAGAUUUAUGCAGGUCAUGGGUCAAAGUGUUAUAAACCAUGAAGAUUUAAUGUACCUUUAGAUCCUGCCUUUUAUGAGG